AUGUCCAACUUGAAGUUCGACUUUGUCCAAGCUCUCAAGGGAGCCAAGGGGCUCGGCGCUUCUUGGAGGUUGCCUGAAUUCAAGACCUUGGGCCAAAAGCCGGAAUCCGAGUUCCGGGUGCUCGAGGACAAGCAUCACAACGAGGAGGAGUCUGUCUUUGAGCCCGACAAUCGUGAGAUUAUUCCCCCCGGGGACUUCGCAGACGGUGGAAAAUAUCGCUCUAUUGUGAAGAUUUCCAUGCGAUAUGAGGGUAUGGGUGAAGAUGAUGAUCGCUGGGCGAUCGGCACCGGAUACCUUGUUGCGCCCGACGUCCUUAUAACUGCUGGCCACUGCGUCUUCCACCACGGCGAUGGCGGCCAAGGCCUCGGUCGUCUCACCCAUAUGAGAUGCUUCAUUGGAUAUGAUGGGAAGAACUCGGUUGGCAAAUCAUCCGUCCAGUUCCGCACUGCGAUUAUGGUUGUCACGACUGCCAAGUUUGUCAUUGACGGUGCGCGCAGCAGUGACGUUGCCAUCGUGAAGGUCGAUAGGGCCUUCGAGGGUAACCUGAACUUGUUCAAGUACCAAGACACCCCACUGAAGGCCACCGCCUUUUUGGGAAUUGUCGGCUAUCCCGGAGACAAGCAGAUGAAUGGAGAACGAGGCGCCCAGAUGUAUGGGCUUGUCGAUGAAGUCACCUACGACCUGGCUACCAGCCAAAAGAACAUGCUUGAAUACCGCAUCUCGACGGCUGGAGGUCAAUCCGGUGCCCCUGUUCUCAAAUUCAAGUUGCGCAGCGGCCAGAUAGUGCCGGACGUGGUCAUUGGUACUCAUUGCUACGGCGGUUCUGGCAAAAACUCAGCCAGCGUCAUUGGUGGCCAGUAUGGUAACGAUUACAAGACGCUCAUGGACGGUCUCCAGAAAAACGGCAGCCUCUACAUCACUGAUAUUAGCAAGGGACUACCUGGUGUUGAGCCUGGCCCUGAUCCCAGUCCCGAGCCCGUGGCCGAGGGGUUCCUUGACAUUUUGAAGGACAUUGGUCGCGUCGUUACGCCCAUCGCUCAGCAAGGUCUUUCCUUCGCUUCGCCCUUCCUCGGCCCUCUUGGUGGCCCUGUGUCCGCCAUCGGUGGCAUUGCCCUCGGUGCGCUGAGCAAAGUCUGCGAAGAGUCUGCCUUGGACGAAGACAAGACGCCAUCAUACAAGCUUCAGGACGGUGUGGCCCAACGCGCUGUUCUGGCAGAGGCCGCCCUGCAGACUGUCCUCCGGAUGGAGCGCAGUCCGGCUAACAAACGGAUCAUGGACAGCAUGACGGCAAAGUAUCAAGGAAGUGGAUUCGAUGCCGACAAGGCCAACAAACUUGGCGCCAAACUCGUUCCCCUCAUGUCUCAAGCUGGUCUCCACCUUGCCAUCAACGAGAAUCUCGUCACCAACAAGAAACAAGCAACUGGCGUGCAGAAGAUCAAGCCGCAUGGACCUGAACUCAUCGUUCCGUCAGCAGAUACCCAGGUCGAAGAUUUCCUCGAUGCCGCCGCCCAAGCGGAAGUCAAAACGUGGCGAACGAUCGGCAAGGAGGAUAAGUCCGAGGCUGAAUUCUUCAAUGAUCUUACUCAGUUCCUGGCCACGGGCUCUCAGGCUCCUAAGCCCGCACUGAUUUCCGGCAAUCCAGCAGACCUCACCCCUGGCCAGAAACAGCUCGAGGCCUAUCUGUCCAAGAAGAGUGGCAACGAAGCCACCGACCUCCCCGUCCGCCCAAGCCCUACCGAUAAAAGUCGCCCAAUCAGCGACGCGCACGCCGCUGGGUAUCUGGCCCAUCGCGCCAUCGUUGCCGAGUGCGCCCUUCAGGCUGUCUUGGAGGCCAAAAAGACCGAUCUUCAGGACAGCGUUAUCCUGGGCGACGCCACCUCUGCCGAGCCUGAAUCGUUCUUUGACGGGCUGUUGAAGACAGUGCAGAUGAUGGGAUCAGCGGUGGUUAAGGUUGCUCCCAAGGUUUUGGACGUGGCUUUGCCCAUUUUGAUUGACACUGUUAAGAGCCAUGCUCGUGCGGAGUCUAUCUUUGAUGAUACUCCCAGCGUUCCUGUUGGCCCUCCCGCUCCUCCCCGCUUCAAUGGGGUCAGUGAAGCUGCGGUCAAAGUUAACGGUGCGAGCGCUGAUGGGUUCGUUAAUGGUAUAGAGAAAAACCCCGAUGCGCCCCCUUUCAUCCCGGACCACCUUGCUCCGCAAGUCUGA
Messenger RNA from Neurospora tetraspora, 2202 nucleotides. RefSeq lists its product as uncharacterized. Gene Ontology annotation, molecular function: serine-type endopeptidase activity. The record is from RefSeq and is a predicted model, not a curated record. Gene Ontology annotation, biological process: proteolysis. Bases 1 to 2202 code for a protein of 733 amino acids. The transcript is spliced from 4 exons. NCBI's taxonomy places the organism in Eukaryota, Fungi, Ascomycota, Sordariomycetes, Sordariales, Sordariaceae.